AUGUCCGUGACAAACAGUCGAGAGGUUGAUGUUAUUCUCAACAGCCUGUCUGGGGCUCUCCUGCGGGCGAGAUGGAAUUGUAUUGCUCCUUUGGGCCGGUUUGUCGAGAUUGGGAAGCGAUAUAUUCAGCUAAAUCGUCAGCUGGCCAUGGCUCGUUUCGAACGCGCGGUCUCGCUCCGUGCCAUCGAUCUUCUGCCUCUUGCAAAACACAAUGGAAAUGGUCUGGCGAAGGUCCUGGACAAUGUGAUUGCAAUGCAAAGGGAUGGAGGUUUGAAAUCUAAGAUCCCGAUCAACUCCUCUAUUUCUGAUAUCCAGCAGGCGUUCCGGACCAUGCAGACAGGAAGACAUACUGGGAAACUUGUGAUCACAGCUAAACAUGAUGACUUGGUGUCUUUACUUCCGCAACCACACAAGUUCCUAUUCUCGCCCAAUAGGUCAUACCUUACUGGUGGCGGGGUUGGAGUAUCGAAUGCCAAAUGGAUGGCCCAGCAUGGUGCUAAGCAUAUUAUAUUGGCGUCCAGAAACGCGGAAUGUCCAAAGCACUGGGAUUUCUUCCUGCAUCUCUCCAACCAGUUUCACUCUCACGGAACAAUCAUUGUGGCUCAAAACCUGGACAUCACCGAUUCAGAUAGCCUGCGUGUUCUGGUUCAAGGCGUGUAG
Molecule: messenger RNA, 660 nt
Organism: Aspergillus heteromorphus CBS 117.55
Lineage: Eukaryota; Fungi; Ascomycota; Eurotiomycetes; Eurotiales; Aspergillaceae
Product: MDR/SDR family oxidoreductase
Exons: 2
Coding region: 1-660 (219 amino acids)
Biological process (GO): fatty acid biosynthetic process; secondary metabolite biosynthetic process
Molecular function (GO): fatty acid synthase activity; oxidoreductase activity
Source: RefSeq, a predicted model, not a curated record